Molecule: messenger RNA, 1788 nt
Organism: Juglans regia (Persian walnut)
Lineage: Eukaryota; Viridiplantae; Streptophyta; Magnoliopsida; Fagales; Juglandaceae
Product: splicing factor YJU2-like
Exons: 9
Coding region: 519-1427 (302 amino acids)
Biological process (GO): mRNA splicing, via spliceosome
Cellular component (GO): U2-type catalytic step 1 spliceosome
Source: RefSeq, a predicted model, not a curated record
UGAGAUGAAAAGGUUGCUCCUCCUAGGUAGGUUGUAGGCAUCUCCCAUGGCGUGAAGCACCACUUGAAAAAGCUGACGUGGCGGUCUCUAAUAUCCUUCUCUGUCCACGCGACUGCCUCCUCACUGUACAUAGAGUCACGAUUCCAAAUUAACCCAAAAUUCAACCUCCGGCGAUCGUCGUCCUCUCGAAUCCUGAUCAUAACUGCUGCUUGGGGAAUUUGUUUGAAGGAUGGGAGAAAGAAAGGUGCUGAAUAAGUACUAUCCGCCGGACUUCGAUCCGUCGAAGCUACCGAGGGUUCGGAGGCCGAAGAACCAGCAGAUGAAGGUGCGCAUGAUGCUCCCCAUGAGCAUUCGCUGCAACACCUGCGGUAAUUACAUCUACAAGGGCACCAAGUUCAAUUCCCGCAAAGAGGAUGUCAUAGGCGAGAUACAGGACACGAACCACAGAUCUAUAAUUUUUGUACCACGUUUCAAGUCAUGAUAUAGCUUGUUUAAAGCAAAGAAAGUGUCUUGAACGCAUGAGCCUCAGCCUUACUACCAUUUUCAUGACAUACUUAGGAAUUCAAAUCUUUCGAUUCUACUUCAAAUGUACAAAGUGUUCUGCGGAGCUAGCGAUGAAGACAGAUCCAAAAAAUUCCGACUAUGUUGUUGAGUCUGGUGCCACACGGAAUUUUGAACCUUGGCGUGAAGAGGAUGAGGUAACGGAGAUGGAAAAACAGAAAAGGGAUGCCGAAGAGAUGGGAGAUGCUAUGAAAUCAUUAGAGAACAGAACCUUGGAUUCAAAGAGAGAGAUGGAUAUCCUUGCUGCGCUAGAUGAGAUGAAGUCUAUGAAGUCCAGACAUGCUACUGUGAGUGUAGAUGCCAUGCUUGAGGCCUUGCAGCACACAGCCGGGGAAAAGGAGAAAAGGUUGGAAGAAGAGGAUGAAGCACUUAUAAAAUCAAUAUUUCAUAAGCCAGUAGAUUAUGUUCGAAGAAUUCAUGAUGAAGAUCUUGACGAUGAUGGAGAUAUGAUUCAGCUUUCAAGUGGCAAUGGGGAAAUAUCUGGUGAUAAUCUGAAGAGGAGAAAGGUUUCUGAAGAGCCUCUUGGUAACCCAACAGAUUCUUUAACAAAAGCCACUUUUGUUGACAGCUCCACCAACAAAGAAGAAAAUCCAGGUAGUUCAGGGGCUGCUGGCAAUCCCAAGUUAAUAUUCAAGUCUUCAGCCGUUAGGAUUUCGGUUAGGAAACCAGCUUCCAAUGAUAAUAAUUUAGUGAAAAUGGAAGGGAACAAACAAGGGGCUGGAGCCAAUACAAGUGCACUACAGGCUGUGACCACAGGCGAUAAAAAUCCGGCCAGGCACGGAGAUAGUAGCGAAGAGCAUAAAAUUGCUGAUACAAGUGCUGGACUACAAUCGCUCUGCCAAAACUAUGAAAGUGACGACGACUAGUGAUUGAUUGACUGGGAGAGUGUAUCUUCUAAGUUAUAACAACCAUUUCUUUUGGAAACUUCAUUUACUUUGUUAUUAGGUUUUUAGUUGCAUUUUGGGAGUUCACUCGCAUUGCUGCCAAGCCAAAUGAUAUGACUUUUAAGUGUUCUACCCAAUGACUAUAUUCAAGACUUGAAGCGAAGAGAUCAAAUACUGCCAAAACUGGGCGUCUAACUGGGCUUACGGGCCUAAUGGGUUUUAAUAUGGCCCAACAACUUUGAUACUCUUUUCCCUUGAAAGAUAUUGGUAUCCUCUUGUAACUUCUUCAUGCCGAUUAAUGUUAAGAGCAAUAUAAUAAUAGAAAGGACAAAUUAAUUAUCCA